AUGGCGGCCCCUCCGCUCGCCUGCCUCUGUGAGCUCUGUGACUGCGGCCGACACAAGCGCCACAAGAACUGCCGGAAGCAGGGCCAGCCGGCAGCCGGGGUGCAGGAAGGGGCCCUGCUGUCCCAUUACCAGGCUACGUACACGUACCUGCCAGGCAUCCCCCGGUGCAGCAGCAAGAGGCUGCUGCACACCCCCCUGCACCCCAACCCCCCAGGCAAGGCCCUCAGCACCACCCAGCGAGCAGAGUUCGUACCCCCAGUGCCAGGCAAGAGGACCAAGCCCUGUGUGCAGGCGCCGGCGGUGAUAGCCCUCCAGCAGCCCCCGAGCCAGAUGCAGCACACGGCGGCCCCCUUUGCCCAACCCAGCACCACUGCGCAGGACUGCUUCGGAGGCCGACGGGGGCAGUGGCCAACUCGCUACGGGGAGCUGCCGGCACUGACAGGUGCUCACAACAUGACGACUACCCAUGGGUCCACCUACUGCCCGGUGCCCUUGGAGAGGAGGGGGGCACGGGCCCCCGCAAAGGGGGCAGAGGCUGCAGGGCAGCCGGCCCAGGUGGAGUACAUGACCUGGUACCAGAGCGACUUCCCAGCACGCGCUUCCCUGCCUGCCCGAGCCCUGCUUACCCAGCCCGCUCCGGACAACCUGGCCAUCAACCAGAGCCUCGGCACCAGCUUCCAAACAGUGCAGAGGGAAAGCUACCGUGGCUGGGACCCUGGCAGGUACCCUCGCGCCGGCCUCAUCAGGCUGAAGGAUCAGCUGGGGAGAGAGCGGGGUGGAGAAUUCAGUGGAGACACAGUGACUAAGCUGUCCUACCCACCUCUGCCACUGGACAGGCCCUCUGGGACCGUCCAGCGACCCACCACGGUGCUGAAGUCCCUCGCAGCCAAAUUCAGCCAUUCCACAGCCCACAAGUUCUUCUUCAGAGACUGGGGAGCACAGCCCCGAAUCCGGCACGGUGACCCCCACGAUGGCAUCUACGUCCGGCCGCUGGCCAAGUUCGAAUGCCAAACCACCACACACAGCACCUACCUGCCCAAGAGAGCAGAGAAAGCAAAGAGCUGCAAACCCGAGCAGCAGGCCAUGGAGGCACAGGGAGAGCAGGACUUCUCCACCACCCACAGGGACUCGUACAGGCUGCUGCCGCUCCCAGUUUGUCGUCUGCAAAUGUACCUGAUUCAGCAACAGCAGAAGGCAGGAGAAGAGGUGAAUUCUCUUGCACCUGUUGAAGCCUAG
This is a messenger RNA of Alligator sinensis (Chinese alligator), 1236 nucleotides long. RefSeq lists its product as uncharacterized. The coding region runs from base 1 to 1236 and encodes 411 amino acids. NCBI's taxonomy places the organism in Eukaryota, Metazoa, Chordata, Crocodylia, Alligatoridae. The transcript has 9 exons. The record is from RefSeq and is a predicted model, not a curated record. Gene Ontology annotation, molecular function: microtubule binding.